GCGCCCCCCGAGCCCUCGCCCUCCCGACGCCCUCCUCCGGGGUGUAGCGCGCACCGAGGCACCCGCCGAGUUCGCGCAGGCAAGCCCGUGCCCGGCGUGGAGCUCGCUCUCGUGAGGGGCCCCCGGUCCCGCCGUUCGUCCCGGGGGCGGCCUGUGCGGAGGCUCCGGGAGACCUGCGCCCUGUCUCCGGGGACAGGGUCCGGAGGAGGCUCGCCUGCCGCGUCAGCCGGAGCAGCUGGACUCCGUGGGAGGUUGUGACGGGACAAGCGGUGGGCGAGGAAGUUUAAAGGUCUCAUGGCAGUGGCUGAAAUGCUCGUGGACCCAGUACAGAGACAUGUGGUCUUUGAGGACGUGGCCAUACAUUUCUCCCAGGAGGAGUGGGGCCUCCUUGAUGAAGCUCAGAGAGUCCUGUUCCAUCAUGUGAUGCUGGAGAACUUUGUCCUUUUGUGCUCCUUAGGUUCUUUGCAUGGAGCCCAGGAUGGAGAGCUACCUUGUGAGCAAGGUAAUUCUCUAGAAGUGCCACAGAUCAGGAUUCCAAAGCCAGAUCCAUCCAUCCUGGAGGCUCAUCCCUGUGAUACAUCUAGCCCACUCUUGACAGACAUUUUGCACCUGGAUGAGCAUGAUGGAACACACCCUGAGCAGUACACUUGUGGGACAAACCUGCACCAGCACCAAAAGGAGCAGAUCAGAGACAAACUUUGCAGAAGUGAUGAGAGGAGGCCUUCAUUUGUGAUGAACAGCAGUGUUCACAUGGCAGAGCAUACUUUCAUAUGCAGUGAAGGUGAGAAGGACUUCCCAGCCAGCACAGGCCUUCUCCAGCGCCUGGGCACUCACAGUGAGUUUAAGCCACGAAGGGACACCAAGUGCAGGGAGGCCUUUGGAACUGGAGAGAAUGAUUAUAUGUGUGCUCAGUGUGGGAAAGCCUUUAGCCAAAAACAGAUUCUUGUUCAGCACCAGAAAAUCCACACUGGAGUAAGGCCUUAUGAGUGUAGCAGAUGUGGGAUGGCCUUCAUUAGAAAAUUCCAUCUUGUUCAGCACCAGAAAACCCACACUGGAGAAAGGCCUUUUAAGUGCAAUGAAUGUGGGAAAUUCUUUAGGUACAACUCCACACUCAUUAGUCACCAGAAAGUUCAUACUGGGUUAAGCCCUUAUGAGUGCAGCAAAUGUGGGGAAUUCUUUAAGUACAAUGCCAACUUCAUGAAACAUCAGAGAAUUCAUAAUGGGGAAAGGCCUUAUGAGUGCAGAGAAUGUGGGAAAUUCUUUAGGUACAACUACAGACUAGUAAGACAUGAGAGAGUUCACACAGGAGAAAGGCCUUAUAAAUGCAGUGAGUGUGGAAAAUUUUUCAGGUACAGCUCCACAUUCAUUAGACAUCAGAGAGUUCACACUGCAGAAAGGCCUUAUGAGUGCAGUGAAUGUGGGAAAUUCUUUAGGUACAAUUCUACACUAAUUAAACACCAGAGAGUUCACACCGGAGAAAGGCCGUAUGAGUGCAGUGAAUGUGGGAAAUUCUUUCGGUAUACCUCCACGCUCAUUAGACAUCAAAGAGUUCACACUGUAGAAAGGCCUUAUGAGUGCAGCUUAUGUGGGGAAUUCUUUAGGUACAAGUCCAAGCUUAUUAAACAUUGGCAGAAUCACACUGGAGAAAGACCUUACGAAUGCAGUGAAUGUGGGAAAUCCUUUAGGUACCACUGCAGACUCAUUAGACAUAAGAGAGUUCACACUGGAGAAAGGCCUUAUGAGUGUAGCGCAUGUGGGAAAUUCUUUCGGUACAACUCCAACCUCAUUAAACAUUGGAGAAAUCACACUGGAGAGAGGCCUUAUGACUGCAGUGUAUGUGGGAAAGCAUUUAGCCACAAACAUAUACUUGUUGAGCAUCAGAAAAUCCACACUGGAGAAAGACCUUACAAGUGCAACAAAUGUCAGAAGGCCUUCGUUAGAAAGUCCCACCUGGUUCAUCACCAGAAAAUCCACAGUGAAGAUAAGCCUAUGAUUACCGUGAAUAUGGGGGAUUCUUUGGGUGCAACUCCAUCCUGUUAAUUAGAGUUCACACUGGUAAUGGCCUUAUGAGUGCAGAGAAUAUGCUAAGUCCUUUACCACUCCAAACUCAUUACACUGGAGAGAAGCCUUAGGUGUUCACACUGGAAUAGGGCCUAAAUGAGUACAGUGAGUAUGGGUAAUUGUUUGGCUACAGUUCCCCACUCAUUAAACAUGAGGAGGACUUCACAUUGGAGGAAGGCCUUCUGAGUGCAAUAAGUGUAGGAAGGUCCUAAAAUGUAACUUCAGCCCCACUACACAUCAGAGAUUUUACAGUGGAGAAUGACCUUAUGAAUGCAGCAAAUAUGAGCACAUGUUCAGCUAAAACUCUCAGCACCAAAAAGUUCACAUCAGAGAGAGUACUGCAAAUGGGGAAAGACUUCAGCCAAAAGUUUGCUCUAACUUAUCCCUGGGAACUACUGUAAUGUAGUUUUUUAAUUUAAAAUUUUGCAUUUUUAAUUGUAUAAAAUACAUGUUAAUGAAGUUUAUCCUCUACCAUUAAUUGUACAGUUUACUGUUAAAAAUCCACAUUUUUAGUUAGAACAUUUGUGCAACUAAUCUCCAGAAUUCUUUCCAUCUUGCCAAAUGAAAACGCUAUACCCAGUGAACAAUAGCUCUUCCCACCCACCCCCAACCAAUCUGGCAAUCAUGUUUUACAGUCUGUCUCUAUGAAGUCUACACUUCUGGUACUUUAUACAAGUGGAGUCAUAAAAUAUGUCUUUUUGUGUCUUUGUGACUGGCUUAUUUCACUUCGCAUAAUUUCCUCAUUUUGAAGCAUUUGCCAGCAUUUCUUUUUUAUAUGAGAAGGAAUCAGAGUUGACCCACCUAAGAUAUGGGGUAGGGUGCAUGAUGAGUCUAUACAGCUUUGCCAGACGUUAAUGAUAUUUCUAGAGGAAGAAGAGAUCUAGAUUUUAUAUGGAAUCUUUUCCUUAACAGCCUUAUUGAGGUAUGAAAUACAUUAAACUGCACUUACUAGAAGUGUAAAAUACACUUUCAUAUAUGUGUGUACAGUGGUACCAUUGCUAACAUCAUAAUAAACAUAUUUAUUGCCCCUAUAGUUUCUCUUGGCCCCUUUCUGUUCUCCCUCUCCCAACCCUACCCAAUUUGUCAUCCCCAAGUAGACAUUUAGUUACAUUUUCUAGAAUUUUAUAUAAAUGGCAUCUUAUAGUUACUCUUGAAUGGUUGUUUUCACCAAGCUCAUACAUAUAUUUAUAGUGUUAGCCAUCUUGUGUGUACAAAAGCAUGGCAUCAAAUAAGAGUAAGCAAGUCUUUGUUAUGUAUUAGAACUGCAUUGUUUAUAAACAACAAAGGUGCUUUUGUGUUCUGACAGUCACUCAGAAAAAGUUGUUUAAAGUGGGAAAGUGAUAUUUAAACUAAGUAACUUAAAGUUUCAUAUGAAUUCAUUAUCAAUAAAAAAUUUUGAACCAUC
Molecule: messenger RNA, 3466 nt
Organism: Manis pentadactyla (Chinese pangolin)
Lineage: Eukaryota; Metazoa; Chordata; Mammalia; Pholidota; Manidae
Product: zinc finger protein 548-like
Exons: 4
Coding region: 295-2040 (581 amino acids)
Biological process (GO): negative regulation of transcription by RNA polymerase II
Molecular function (GO): DNA-binding transcription repressor activity, RNA polymerase II-specific
Source: RefSeq, a predicted model, not a curated record